This is a messenger RNA of Nannizzia gypsea CBS 118893, 993 nucleotides long. RefSeq lists its product as hypothetical. The coding region runs from base 1 to 993 and encodes 330 amino acids. The transcript is spliced from 5 exons. The record is from RefSeq and is a predicted model, not a curated record. Lineage: Eukaryota; Fungi; Ascomycota; Eurotiomycetes; Onygenales; Arthrodermataceae.
AUGCCUUCUGAAGUAACGCCGGUACUAUUUCACUAUUCGCUGUCCCCAUAUGGGAGACGAGUUUCGUGGUACCUUACGUUUCGUGGGAUCCAGCACAAACAAUGUUUACAACCACCUAUUCUGCCACGGCCGGACCUGGCGGCUCUCGGCGUCCAGUACCGACGAAUUCCCGUUUUGAGCAUUGGGAAAGACAUAUACUGUGAUAGUCGAUUGAUCCUUAAAAAGCUCGAGGAGCAGUUCCCAAACGGGAAGCUUGGGGCCACAGACAGUGAUGGGAAAGCUCUGGAGAACUUACUUGAAACCUGGGCGACGGAUGGAGGGCUGUUCCUCAACGCAGCUCUACUGAUGCCGUUUGACAUGCCAGCCUUACAGAACCCGGCAUUUUUAAAGGAUAGAUCUUCCUUCAUAACGGGGCUAAAGUUGAAGAUGGAGGAUAUGCCCAGUCUUAGGGCCGAGGCGAUGGUUCAAGUAAAGCGUGCUUUCGACUUUCUUGAAUCGACAUUGCUAGCAGAUGGAAGGGAUUGGCUCCGCAAGACAGAAAAGCCAACCCUUGCCGAUCUCCAGGCAUCAUCUCUAGAAGUCAGCCAUCCCAAAGUAUUUGCUUGGAGGUCCAGAUUCAGACAAGCUCUGUCCGACGCAGAGGCAAAGAUGAAGGAGACCAUAGUGUCUGGCAGCGAUGUGCUUGAGGGUCUCCGGUAUGAGUCGUUUGCUGAAAGCGAGGCCGAAUUUGAUGACUCCGAUCCACUUGGGCUUCAGAAGGGCGAGGAAGUGUUGGUCUGGCCCACUGAUUCAGGAUCAACUCAUCGGGAUGCAGGGACCCUUAUUGGGUUGAAUUCUAAGGAGAUCGUGCUGCAACGAAAGACGGAAGAUAACCAGCUUGAUAUCCGGAUUCACUUUCCGCGAAUUAAUUUCAAAGUCGUCUCAGCAGCUCACGUGCAGCAGACAAAGCUGGGUGUUCCACAUAGAUCUGACGAGUCGGAGAAUCCGAUCUAA